AUGUUUAUCUUCAUCAAACAUGGAGAUAACCAAGAGUUUCUGGUCAACAGCAACUGCUCUGUUCUCCUGUUGCUACAUUACAUUAGAAAGAAAAUGGGGUUGCGUAAAACAGACACCAUCGAUUUGUGUGAUGAAACUGGGACCAUGAAGUUACUUUUCUUAACAAAGACACCUGGGGACUACGCCAGCAAAUUCCUUUCAGCACGAAAUACCUACUACGUUUGUAAAGUAGAGCGUGGAGCUGCAGGCACCAGGAUCGAGAAUUCCUACAAAGCUGUUGUGCCCCUCUUGAAGAAUCCAGAACCUGAACUAGUUGAGUCCCUGCGCACACAAUGUGACUUCCUGGAGAGAAGCCGAAUAAAGAUGCUUAGAACUCUAGAGGCUAAGAGAUUGGCAGCCAUGGAAUCCUCCGUAAAUCUUCCAGCAAGAUCCCCCAAGGGUGGUGGAACCCAGCAGAGCGCUAGUCAAAGCAGUCAACAGAAGUCUAAAGCUGGACGAUCAGAUGAAGAUGGGCCAGCUCCCACCCGCAGACCAUUCUAUAAGACUAGAGCAGACUUUCUCAAGAGACAUCGUUAACUCAAUAAAUGACCAACUGAGAGCAGCAACUACCAGGGGAGAGCAUGAAAUUAGUGGAAUUUUAUGUGAGGCCUUCUUUUUCUAGAAAGACUCCUUCUCCCCAUAUCUGCACAAAGGCUUCAGUAGGCACCAGGGACGCUGAGGGUGGACCUGAGCGACAACAGAGGGCUGGAGUGAACACUUGUGGGGUGGGGGGUGAGGAAUGACUGUGAAGUCUGGUUACUAGACUUUUAGUACA
This is a messenger RNA of Microtus oregoni (creeping vole), 814 nucleotides long. RefSeq lists its product as uncharacterized. The coding region runs from base 1 to 576 and encodes 191 amino acids. The record is from RefSeq and is a predicted model, not a curated record. The transcript has 6 exons. Lineage: Eukaryota; Metazoa; Chordata; Mammalia; Rodentia; Cricetidae.